Symbiodinium sp. CCMP2592 is the source of this 1572-nucleotide messenger RNA. NCBI's taxonomy places the organism in Eukaryota, Dinophyceae, Suessiales, Symbiodiniaceae. The record is from the annotation of a GenBank genome assembly.
AUGGGGAAGGAAUGUGCUGAGGGGCAAGGCAUCUGCUUUCGACCCUGCAUGACCUUCCUUCACAUCACCUCCUGUCCCACGGACUAUUGCCAGUGGAACACGCUGACCUUGCUAUGUGAGGACAGGGCUCCCGAUAUGCCAACGGUGUAUUGGAGAGACAGCGCAGGUACAACGGUGAGGGAGAUAGCAACGGAAGUGAUUCAGCGGACGGAGCCUGCUGAUGCUUACUUUCCAAUGAGCUUUGCGGCUUUCCGCAAAAGUGGAGAAGGAUUUCGAAUCGAAGGUGUCCAGAUUGAGAACAUCACACAGCCGGAAGCGCUCUUCUUGCAGCUUGACACGAACAUUGAUGGUGUGUUGAGCUCUGCCGAGUUCGCCCGCAUCGGAGAGAUCUUUUUAUCUCUUAGAACUGCGGUGAUAGAGACACGAUCGGCACAGGAUGCGGCGCGACGACUCCAGUCGGUGCCCAAGCAGCAGGUCACCCCUGAGGUGUGCAACGCAAGAAAUCCACGGCAGUACUACUGCAGCUUUGACUCGGACUGCAAGGAGGACUGCAAGGCAUGUGGAUGGAAGAGUGCCACAGAUCGUGCCUUUUCGAUUUGCGUGCAGCCGUCUGCAGAGGUCUGCCACGCAGACGGUGGCCAGGUCUUCUGCCCGUCGGACGAAAUGUGUCAUCCGCCUGGAGACUGCAGCAACUGUGUCGACAGGACGAUUGCGGACCAUGCUCAGCACGUGUGCCUGGCACUGUGGUGGGAUCCGCGGCCGCUGACGCAGUGGACAAACUGGGUGUGUCGCUGGCGCAACAAGGUCGGUAUGCCUUGUGCGAACGACCAGGACUGCAUCUAUGGAAUGCGAAGAUGCUUGGAUGGCGCUUGCAUGCCUUUUCAGCCGUACAAUGCCAACCAGACCUGUGAGAGCGAUUUCGACUGCCCUCAUCUUGGGUUUUACUGCCCUUCCGACCCGACCGGCGGACAAAACCCAUACUGGGUUCAAUACUGCAGAGCCCAGCGCGAAGAGGACAUGACUUGCUCAGAGGACCGAGAAUGUCAGCCCGGAAUGCGAUGCAACGUGGGUGAACCACAGCCUCGCUGCCGCCGACUUUUCUCGCUUCCAAUAGGCGCGCUGGCGGCUGAGGACGUCUUUUGCCAAUUUGGCUGGAGGGACAGGGAUGGCAAAUGUGCCCCGCCCGCACAGUCCAAGCAGGCUGGCAGAAGCUGUGACACCGACCUCGACUGUGAAACAACAGAUGAGACAGGAAGGAUGGGCAGCUGCACCUGCAAGGCGUGGUGGGACAAAGAUGAUCCCAAAUAUUGCAUGCCUGUGGCGGGAGACUAUUCGCGGCACCAGGAAGCCUUGAGGAACUACCUCUGGUUCAGGGCAGAGAAUUGUGGCAAUUUCUGGACGGAGCAAGAAUGCUUGCGCAUCUUCGGCAACGAGGCCAUGAGGCUCAAGCUUGCUGUGGAGUGCGAGACGCAACAGCUCUCUGGUGGCCCUUAUGGCCCGCCUGAGGAGUGUGGUAUUGUGGACGACGAGCGAUUCGGAGACAGAUGUGCCAUGAUGGAUGCAUUGGGGUGA